AUGUCCGCAAUGCUGUGCCCGGCCCCACCUCGCCCCCUUCGCGCCGAUGCUGGGAACGGCGCUGGGAACGGAAAGGAAAGAGAAGAGGAGGAGCACGCCGGAGCUUCCCACCCACCGUGCCUCCGACCGUCGCUCCUCGGGCUGCCCGCCGCCGCCGCCGGGCACGUCGCGAGGAGGACGAUGAAGCUCGCCGCACCGCUAGCCGGAGGAGGAGGAAGCUCGCCGCUCGGCACCUCCACGUUGCCUCGUCGCCCGGCCCCACCUGGCCUCGUCGGUACCUCCACGCAUGUGUGCAGGACCCACGCGCCGGCGAGCAGCCACGGCCGCGGGCGCGCACCAGGCGCUGGGCUGCAGCGACCGCGUCCCACCGCAGCCUGCUCCGCCCGCGCGUGCGCGGUCGCCGGGGCAGGGACGGGCGGCCGCCCGCGCGCCACGUCCCACGGCGCGGGCGCCAGGGAGGGAGGCCAGAGGAGGCCCGCGCCGGCUUGGGGAAAGGGAGGAGGGAGGAACGAGGAGGGGGAGGGGGAGGGGGCGCCGGGGCAGGGACGGGCGGCCGCCCGCCGCGCCACGCCCGCCCGCGGCGAGUGCGAACGCCACGCAGGCUAG
Messenger RNA from Panicum virgatum (switchgrass), 606 nucleotides. Its product is annotated as circumsporozoite protein-like. The transcript has a single exon. NCBI's taxonomy places the organism in Eukaryota, Viridiplantae, Streptophyta, Magnoliopsida, Poales, Poaceae. The coding region runs from base 1 to 606 and encodes 201 amino acids. The record is from RefSeq and is a predicted model, not a curated record.